Molecule: messenger RNA, 2336 nt
Organism: Coffea eugenioides
Lineage: Eukaryota; Viridiplantae; Streptophyta; Magnoliopsida; Gentianales; Rubiaceae
Product: serine/threonine-protein kinase 38-like
Exons: 13
Coding region: 238-1854 (538 amino acids)
Biological process (GO): intracellular signal transduction; peptidyl-serine phosphorylation
Molecular function (GO): protein serine/threonine kinase activity; ATP binding
Source: RefSeq, a predicted model, not a curated record
UCCCGUUCCGUUCCAUAAUUCACCUCCUGCCCUUCCCUUCCCUUCCCUUUUGUACUCUGUUUUUCUACUUCGGUUUGCGUUUUCCCUGUCCCGCUUCCGCUGUCUCAAUCUUCCCCAAUUGUUCCCACGCCACACCACCUAUAUACGUAACAUAUCCGUAUAUACAGGUGUGCGUAUAUUCAUGCUGAGACAGCGGUUCGUGGAUAUAUACGCAGAUAAAUACGUAUUCUGAAAGAUAUGGAGAGGCAGGUAGGGGAAGAGGUGGAGGGAAAGGUGUUGGCGGCGUCGGCGGAGGAGCUGGACGUAGAAUCCGACGAGCAGCUCAUGUCUACCUUAACAUUGGAACGAGUUGCUGCCGCCAAGAAAUACAUUGAGGAUCACUAUAGAGCUCAUAUGAAACUCAUUCAACAGCGCAAAGAAAGGCGCUCGGCACUUGAAACAAAGUUAGCAUGUUCAGAUGUAUCAGAGGAGGAGCAGCUUAAUCUUUUGAAGGAUUUGGAGCGUAAGGAGACAGAGUAUAUGAGACUUAAACGACAUAAGAUAUCCGUUGCUGAUUUUCAGCUUUUGACAAUAAUAGGAAGAGGAGCCUUUGGAGAGGUUAGGUUGUGUCAGGACAAGAAAUCUGGUGAAAUAUAUGCAAUGAAAAAGUUGAAGAAGUCUGAAAUGCUUAGUAGGGGACAGGUUGACCAUGUUCGAGCUGAAAGAAACCUUCUUGCAGAAGUUGCUAGUUACUUCAUUGUAAAGCUCUAUUAUUCUUUUCAAGAUGCUGACUACUUGUAUCUCGUAAUGGAGUACCUGCCUGGAGGAGAUAUGAUGACUUUGCUUAUGAGAGAGGAGACAUUAACUGAAACUGUUGCAAAGUUUUACAUUGCUCAAAGUGUCCUGGCUAUAGAGUCGAUCCAUAAGCAUAACUACAUCCACAGGGAUAUUAAACCUGACAACCUUCUGUUGGACAAAAAUGGUCACCUGAAACUUUCUGAUUUUGGUCUCUGCAAGCCUCUUGACUGUUCAAAUUUAACUCCUAUAAAUGAAAAUGAGGUGAUGGGUGAUCCAAGUACGAAGGGAUCAGUCGUUCCCAAUGGCUGCUUUCCCGAUAAAGGAAAUGGAAGUUUUUGGAAUAGCUCUCUUGAACAAUUGCAGCAUUGGCAAAAAAAUAGGAGAAAAUUAGCAUUUUCAACUGUGGGCACACCUGACUAUAUUGCUCCAGAAGUGUUGCUGAAGAGAGGCUACAGCAUGGAGUGCGAUUGGUGGUCUCUUGGUGCUAUAAUGUAUGAGAUGCUCAUUGGUUACCCUCCAUUCUACUCUGAUGAUCCAAUAACCACCUGCAGAAAGAUAGUCCACUGGAAGAAUCACUUGAGAUUUCCAGAUGAAGCAAGGCUGUCCCCUGAAGCAAAGGACCUGAUCUCUAGGCUGCUUUGUGAUGUUGAACAUAGGCUAGGUUCUCGUGGAGCAGAGCAAAUAAAGGCUCAUCCUUGGUUCAAAGACAUUCUUUGGGACAAACUCUAUAGCAUGGACGCAGCAUACAAACCUGAGGUCAAUGGAGAACUUGAUACCCAAAAUUUUAUGAAAUUCGAUGAGGUGGAUCCUCCGCCAGCAAAAAACAGUUCAGGACACCUGAGGAAGAUGCAUUUGACUUCUAAGGAUUUGAGUUUCAUUGGGUAUACUUACAAGAACUUCGAGGCUGUUAAAGGACUGCCCAAAUCUCAUGAUAGUAAAAGCAGUGUAUCACCUGAGCGGUUGUCCAAUGCUUCUGUGUGCAGUGAUUCGGAGGUGGACUAUUGUAGAAUGUAUGCAACAGAUGAUGCAGAAGUGCUGAUACGUGCCUCAUCAGCAGCAGAUGUCUCUUCACAAUGAUGCAACUUCAGAUGUUUUUGUGUAUAACUUCGUAUGUAAGAAAUGGACCUUCAAACUGAUGAUUAAUUUGGACCUCAUCAGAUUAAACUUUCUUCAGAUGGGCAUGCACCUAAUGCAAUAGCAAGUUCUUGCUGAACCUGACUCAGUUACACAAGCCUGAUGAAGUCAGUGAUUACCUACGCUGCAGAGGAUUUAUCUUGUACAGACACUAACAAACUUCCUACAUGCACUUUGUUGGAUUCUUUAGCACGCCUUCGAUGACCAUAAACAGAGUGUUGUAUUUUAGCUGCUUUUAGGGGGAAAAAAUAUCAAGUCGCUGAGCACAUUUACGUGCGUGUAGACCGGUACAUUAGAAUGGAGAAGUGAGCGAAAAGAGCGAGUUACCUAGGGAUUCAAGUUGUUAUGGACAAAUGUCAUCCAAUUUUGUAUAUGGACAGGUUGCAGAUUUUCUUGGUGAAUGGAAAUUGUUCCCGUUCUGGUGA